This is a messenger RNA of Cyanistes caeruleus (blue tit), 3596 nucleotides long. Lineage: Eukaryota; Metazoa; Chordata; Aves; Passeriformes; Paridae. The record is from RefSeq and is a predicted model, not a curated record.
GUUUAUUUGCAGAGCCGGCCCUGGAAGGAGGAGAAAUGCAAGAGGAGGGAGAGUGAGAGGGGAGGGUACGUUGACAUCUGUCUGAUACUAGACUGGUGAAUAGGAAGAAGGUCCCAUCUCUGGCCUGUUUGUGGAAGCUGGGAUGAUGAAGGCCCUGCAGUGGGAGCGUGCUGUGGUACAGGGUUGAAGCUCCAGCCCAUGUCUGGUAGUUAUAGAGCAAUUGGAAGGGUUACGUGCAGAGUUCUGGUAAAGAUGGAAGAAUCUCAUUUCAACUCCUCCCCGUACUUCUGGCCAGCAGUGCCCACCGUCUCGGGACAGAUUGAGAACACCAUGUUCAUUAACAAGAUGAAGGAGCAGCUAUUGCCCACAGAGAAGGGCUGCAGCCUGGCUCCCCCCCACUACCCUGCCUUGCUGACAGUCCCCACCUCUGUGGCCCUGCCCACUGGUAUCUCCAUGGACUCGGACACCAAGCCAGAGCAGCUGACACCACACAGCCAAGCCCCUGUGACUCAGAACAUCACCGUGGUACCAGUGCAGUCUGCUGGGCUCAUGACAGCAGGUCCUGGUCUGGUGAUAACUUCCCCGUCAGGUUCUCUGGUGACCACAGCCGCCUCUGCCCAAACCUUUCCCAUCUCAGCUCCCAUGAUUGUCUCUGCGCUACCCCCUGGCUCCCAGGCAGCCCUGCAGGUGGUUCCAGACCUGUCCAAGAAAGGGACAACCACCCUCACUGAAGGGGCUGGGGGAGUUGCUGGGGAUGGGGGUAUCAGCAUCAAGAGUCCUUCUAGAAAGAUGAAAAAAAGACUUCUAGAAAGAUCCCAUCCAGUUUGAGCUGAUCCAUACUGGGGCUUACCCCCAUGUGACACUGUCUCUUCCCCUCGCCCCGGUCCCAGGUGCCGGAUGUGUUCGCUGACCUUCUACUCCAAGUCGGAGAUGCAGAUCCACUCCAAGUCCCAUACGGAGACAAAGCCACACAAGUGUCCUCACUGCUCCAAGAGCUUCGCCAACAGCUCCUACCUGGCCCAGCACAUUCGUAUCCACUCAGGGGCCAAGCCCUACACGUGCAGCUACUGCCAGAAGGCCUUCCGCCAGCUCUCCCACCUGCAGCAGCACACACGGAUCCACUCCAAGCUCCACACGGCGAUUGUCAAGCCGCACAAGUGUCCUCACUGCUCCAAGAGCUUCGCCAACACAUCCUACCUGGCCCAGCACCUCCGCAUCCACUCGGGGGCCAAGCCCUACACCUGCCGCUACUGCCAGAAGGCCUUCCGCCAGCUCUCCCACCUGCAGCAGCACACACGUAUCCACACCGGGGACCGACCCUACAAAUGUGCUCACCCUGGGUGUGAAAAGGCUUUCACCCAGCUUUCCAACUUGCAGUCCCACAGACGGCAGCACAACAAAGACAAACCUUUCAAGUGCCACAACUGCCACCGUGCGUACACGGAUGCUGCCUCGUUGGAGGUACACCUGGCUACGCACACGGUGAAACACGCCAAGGUCUACACCUGCUCCAUCUGCAGCCGGGCCUACACCUCGGAGACGUACCUGAUGAAGCACAUGCGGAAACACAACAUCCCUGACCCACAGCAGCAGGUGGUUCAGGCACAAGCCCAGGCCUCGCAGCAGCAGCAGCACUUCCAGCCGCAGGGCGGGGGGGCAGCAGGGGGCCCUUCUGGAGACACUAACCAACCCAACCCUCCCCCCCAAUGCUCCUUUGACCUGACUCCUUACAAGACUUCAGAGCAUCACAAGGACAUCUGCCUCACUGUCAGCACCAGCGCCAUCCAGGUGGAGCACCUCUCCAGCUCCUAGAGAGACCUCAACCCAGGGAGCAGAACGCCUCUUGUGCAUAGCCUGUGCCAGGGGCACCGCUUAUGCAGCGGCCCUCCUCGUGCAACAGUUUCCGGCCUCUCCUCCUGCAACAGCCUCUUCUGGCCGUUUAACCCUGUUCAUGGCAGCCCCUUGAACAACAGCCUGUCUCAAGGGGGUGCUCCUUCUGUGCAACAGCCUGCCUGGUAGGAGGAUGCUUCCUUGUGCAAGAGCCCCUUUCCUGUGCUGGGAUCACUUCCUCAUGCAAGAGCCCCUCCUUUGAAACCCAAAGAAAGGCCCCUGUUUUGCCUUCUCUCUCACUGUAGGAUGUGUACGAAGCGGGGUUGCGUGUUGAGACACGCAAGGUGGAUGGGAUGGAGAGAUGGCCCUUGUAUAUACAGGGGCUUGGACACAUGUUUUUAGCAGGCCACAGAAGAAUGUGGCAGGGUUGACAGCUGCAUGGGGUUCUUUGAGGAUUGCCUUGAGUGUCUAAGAGAGAAAUAUCCAUUCCUGUCCCUCCUGCUUGUGAAAGGGAGGAGGGGUCGCUCGUCCUGCCCCAGGGACUGGAUGGGAGAAACCUCCUCCCCAGUGGAAGGUGAGACCAGUGGAGGGGGGAAAGGUGAGGCAUGUUCUCUGGGAUGGACAGGUGCCUACACUGCCUAAGGGCUGUGGAGUAUUGCGUUCUUUCUCCUCCCCUGGUGGAGAGCAAUAGAGAGGAGUCUGUCUGAACUGACUGCUGCCUCUCUCUCCCAGCUGUCUGAGCAGCACGAUGGCCCCGUAGGAAUGUGGGUUCCUGCUCAUUGCUCUUCCUGCCUGUUGUGGAUGAUAUCCUAGCAGCUUGUACACCUCCUCCUCUCCCUCCUGCUUUUCCCCCCACCUCCUCAGAAAAGCCUGCAGGCAUCAACAACAAACCAAAAAGCAACUGGAGGGAGAGUAAGAGACUGCCAAAAUAAUCAUCACCCUUCUCUCUACUCCCUUUCCUGAAAGGUGGAAUGACAGCAGUUCUGACACUCACAUACCUGUCCUGCCCCCAGUUUCCCAAAGGGAAAGAGGAGGAGGAGGAGGAGGAGGAAUAGACCAGUCUUUUCAAGGAGCUGGCAGGAGGCAGGGAAAGGCUAGCUUCUCCUGUUCAUCUCCUGCCAGAGUGCUCUCCCAGGCUCCCUCUUGCCAAGACGGGCUGGACUCACAUGGCAGUGGUGGCCUCUUCUGGACCCUGGUAAUGGGAGAGAAUCCCCAAAAGCUGGACAGUGGAGAGAAGGGGAUGAAGAUCCCCACAGAGAGACCAAUCUAAUGAGAAGGGGGAGCCAACAAGAAUAAACUGAAGGCCCCUUGAAUUUAUAUAUAUAUAUAUAUAUAAAUAUCUAUUCCCCACCCCUGGCCCGCUCUGUCCUUGCUGUAACUGUUUCUAUCUCUGUGUUUAUAAAACGCAUUAUCCUGGCGAAUUUUUAUUUUCAAUCUUCGUUUGUUUUUCCCUUUCUCUUCGUCUUCAAUUCUCCUUCCUCUUUUUUUUUUUUUUCUUUUUUUUUUUUAAUUGGUCCACAUGACUGCUAGUCUUGUGUGUUACUUGUUAGUUUCUUUGGAUCAUGGAGGCUGACUUGGAAGAGAAUGAGAAGGCAAGGGAAAAAGCAUGUGUUGUCGGGUUUUAAAAUCAGUCACCCACCCAAAGCCUAUAGAAUCCCAGACUUCUGUAUGAACAACCAAUAGGGGCUUCUAUUUUAUUUUUUUUUAACCACCCUGUAUAGAAAUAAAUUGGUGUAAAAGGCUCCUUGAAGGUGCUGCUGCAAGCA